This is a messenger RNA of Lytechinus variegatus (green sea urchin), 2967 nucleotides long. RefSeq names its product serine/threonine-protein phosphatase 6 regulatory ankyrin repeat subunit A-like. The record is from RefSeq and is a predicted model, not a curated record. Gene Ontology annotation, molecular function: protein binding. Bases 1 to 2967 code for a protein of 988 amino acids. The transcript is spliced from 4 exons. Lineage: Eukaryota; Metazoa; Echinodermata; Echinoidea; Temnopleuroida; Toxopneustidae.
AUGCAGAACAGAUAUGAUGGAAUGACCGCACUGUAUGCUGCAGCUCAAUUCGGUCAUUUAGAUAUCGUGAAAUUCUUCAUUUCAAAUGGUGCUGAUGCGAAUGAAGAACAUGAUAAUGGGACGAUUCCUCUUCAUGGUGCUGCUGCUAGAGGCCAUGUAGAAGUCAUGGAGUAUCUCAUUCAACAUGGAGUAAAGCAGAACAGAUAUGACGAAAAGACCCCUCUUUAUGCUGCAGCUGCAUUCGGCCAUUUGGAUAUCGUGAAAUUCUUAAUUUCAAAUGGUGCUGAUGUGAAUGAAGAAGAUGAUACGGGGAUGAUUCCUCUUCAUGGAGCUGCUGAUCGAGGGCAUGUAGAAGUCGUGGAAUAUCUCAUUCAAGAAGGGUCAGAUAUUAACAAAGGUGAUCCAACGGGUUGGACACCAUUCAAUAUUGCCAUUAAAUACGGUCACCUAGAAGCUGUCAAAUAUCUCAUAGAUAAAGGAGCCAUGCAGAACAGAUAUGAUGGAAUGACCGCACUGUAUGCUGCAGCUCAAUUCGGUCAUUUAGAUAUCGUGAAAUUCUUCAUUUCAAAUGGCGCUGAUGCGAAUGAAGAACAUGAUAAUGGGACGAUUCCUCUUCAUGGUGCUGCUGCUAGAGGCCAUGUAGAAGUCAUGGAGUAUCUCAUUCAACAUGGGUCAGAUAUUAACAAAGGGGAUCCAAAAGGUUGGACACCAUUCAAUGCUGCUAUUCAAUCCGGUCAUCUAGACCUUGUGAAAUAUCUCAUCCAUAAAGGAGUAAAGCAGAACAGAUAUGACGAAAAGACCCCUCUUUAUGCUGCAGCUGCAUUCGGCCAUUUGGAUAUCGUGAAAUUCUUAAUUUCAAAUGGUGCUGAUGUGAAUGAAGAAGAUGAUACGGGGAUGAUUCCUCUUCAUGGAGCUGCUGAUCGAGGGCAUGUAGAAGUCAUGGAAUAUCUCAUUCAAGAAGGGUCAGAUAUUAACAAAGCUGCAUUCGGUCAUUUAGAUAUCGUGAAAUUCUUCAUUUCAAAUGGUGCUGAUGUGAAUGAAGAAGAUGAUAAGGGGAUGAUUCCUCUUCAUGGAGCUGCUGAUCGAGGGCAUGUAGAAGUCAUGGAAUAUCUCAUUCAAGAAGGGUCAGAUAUCAACAAAGGUGAUCCAAAGGGUUGGACACCAUUCAAUGCUGCUAUUGAAUCAGGUCAUUUAGAAGCUGUCAAAUAUCUCAUCGAUAAAGGAACGAAGCAGAACAGAUAUGACGAAAGGACCCCUCUCUAUGCUGCAGCUGCAUUCGAUAAAGGUGUCAAGCAGAACAGAUAUGAUGGAAUGACCCCACUGUAUGCUGCAGCUCAAUUUGGUCAUUUAGAUAUCGUGAAAUUCUUCAUUUCUAAUGGAGCUGAUGUAAAUGAAGAACAUGAUAUGGGGAUGAUUCCUCUUCAUGGUGCAGCCACUGGAGGUCACGUCAAAAUCAUGGAAUAUCUCAUUGAACAAGGAUCUAAUAUCAACAAGGCUGAUCUAGAAGAUGGUACACCAUUCAAUGCUGCUAUCCAAUACGGCCAUCUAGAAGCUGUCAAAUAUCUCAUAGAUAAAGGAGCCAAACAGAACAGUUGUGAUGGAAUGACCCCACUAUAUGCAGCUUCGUAUUUUGGUCAUUUACAUAUCGUUGAAUUCCUCAUUUUCAAUGGCGCUGAUGUGAAAGAAGAAAAUGAUGAUGGGAAGAUUCCUCUCCAUGGGGCUGCUAUCAACGGCAAUAUCAAAGUAAUGGGAUAUCUUUCCCAACAAGGGUCUGAUGUGAACAAGGCUGAUCCAAAGGGUUGGACACCAUUUAAUGCUGCUAUUCAUUCCGGUCAUUUAGAAGCUGUCAAAUAUCUCAUAGAUAAAGGUGUCAAGCAGAACAGAUAUGAUGGAAUGACCCCACUGUAUGCUGCAGCUCAAUUUGGUCAUUUACACAUCGUGAAAUUCCUUAUUUCAAAUGGUGCUGAUGUUAAUGAAGAGCAUGAUAGAGCAAUGAUACCGCUUCAUGGUUCAGCCACUGGCGGUCACGUCAAAAUCAUGGAAUAUCUCAUUGAACAAGGGUCUAAUAUCAACAAGGCUGAUCUAGAAGAUGGUACACCAUUCAAUGCUGCCAUCCAAUACGGCCAUCUAAAAGCUGUCAAGUAUCUCAUAGAUAAAUGUGCCAAACAGAACAGUUGUGAUGGAAUGACCCCACUAUAUGCUGCUUCGUAUUUUGGUCAUUUAGAUAUCGUUGAAUUCCUCAUUUUCAAUGGCGCUGAUGUAAAUGAAGAAAAUGAUGAUGGGAAGAUUCCUCUCCAUGGGGCUGCUAUCAACGGCAAUAUCAAAGUAAUGGGAUAUCUUUCCCAACAAGGGUCUGAUGUGAACAAGGCUGAUCCAGAAGGUUGGACACCAUUCAAUGCUUCUAUCCAAUAUGGUCACUUAGAAGCUGUCAAAUAUCUCAUUGAUAAAGGAGCCAAACAGAACAAUUAUGAUGGAAUGACCCCACUCUAUGCUGCAGCUCUUUUUGGUCAUCUGGAUAUCGUGAAAUUCUGCAUUUCCAAUGGCGCUGAUGUGAAAGAAGAACAUGAAGAGGGGAGGAUUCCUUUGCAUGGAGCUGCUGGAAGAGGCCAUCUGAAGCUAAUAGAAUACCUCAUUCAACAAGGGUCUGAUGUGAACAAGACAGAUCUUAAAGGUUGGACACCUAUCAAUGCUGCAAUCCAAUUCGGCCAUCUAGAAGCUGUCAAAUAUCUCCUAGAUAAAGGUGCAUUGAAGAACAGAUAUUGCGGAAUGAGCACACUCUUUGCAGCUGCAUACUUCGGACAUUUAGAAGUCGCCAAAUUCUUGGUCUCUGAUGGCGCUGAUGUAAAUGAAGAAGAUGACAAAGGGAUAACUCCUCUCCAUGGAGCUUCAAUGAAAGGCCACAUGAAAGUUAUAGAAUACCUCAUUGAACAAGGAUCUAAUGUGAACAAGCAGAUUCAAUGGAUCUGA